Messenger RNA from Aspergillus homomorphus CBS 101889, 2428 nucleotides. RefSeq names its product ESCRT-0 subunit protein HSE1. Gene Ontology annotation, molecular function: ubiquitin binding; phosphatidylinositol binding. The record is from RefSeq and is a predicted model, not a curated record. Gene Ontology annotation, cellular component: ESCRT-0 complex. The transcript is spliced from 9 exons. Gene Ontology annotation, biological process: protein transport to vacuole involved in ubiquitin-dependent protein catabolic process via the multivesicular body sorting pathway. The coding region runs from base 224 to 2032 and encodes 602 amino acids. NCBI's taxonomy places the organism in Eukaryota, Fungi, Ascomycota, Eurotiomycetes, Eurotiales, Aspergillaceae.
CGGACACCGGGGGUCUUGCAGCGAGCCAAGCCACCCGAGCGAAACUCCGAGUUGUUUCUUUGACGCAUUUGCUACACCUAAGCCAGUAUACUUCAAUCUUCUAAGUGGCGCAAACGCUACGUCUAUAUCCUGUGAAUACUCCUCAAACGGCGCAUCACCGCCACCUUUACCACGACAUCUAUCUGAUUGCCGCAUCUCGGUGCUCUGAGGCACAAUCCCAGUCAUGUUUCGCGCACAGCAGAACGCCUUCGACGACGCAGUCGCCAAGGCGACCGACGAAAACCUGACUGCCGAGAACUGGGAAUAUAUCUUGGAUGUCUGUGAUAAAGUCGCUGCGGAGGAGUCCGGAGCGAAAGAUGCUGUGGCCGCUUUGAUUAAGAGACUGGCGCAUAGGAAUGCCAAUGUGCAGCUAUAUACUUUGGAGUUGGCAAAUGCAUUGGCGCAGAACUGUGGACCGAAGAUACACCGAGAACUUGCGUCCAGAAGCUUCACGGAUGCGCUUCUGCGUCUAGCAGGUGAUCGUAACACACAUCAACAGGUUAAAGCCAAGAUCCUGGAACGCAUGCAAGAAUGGACGGAGAUGUUUGCUAGUAACCCGGAUUUCGGUAUCAUGGAGCAGGCGUACAUGAAGCUGAAGACGCAGAAUCCCAACUUGCAACCUCCAUCAAAACCGGGCAAAAGGGAGAUCACCGAUGCAGACCGCCAGAAAGAAGAGGAGGAGCUACAGAUGGCGCUGGCGCUUUCGAUAAGAGAAAAGCCUUCCGCGGUCCCUCAGGCCCAGCCACAAGCCAGCAGCUCCAAUGCCGCAGCGCCAGUUAGCGAAUCACCGGUAGCCGCAGCAUCACAGCCCGUUCCUUCCGGUACCUCCGCGGCUACGGUCUCCCGGGUGAGAGCAUUGUUCGAUUUCCAGCCGUCGGAGCCUGGGGAAUUGCAGUUCCGCAAGGGAGAUGUCAUUGCUGUUCUGGAAUCCGUUUACAAGGAUUGGUGGAAGGGCUCCCUGCGGGGCCAGACGGGUAUCUUCCCUCUCAACUAUGUCGAGAAGCUACCCGAUCCUACGGUUGAGGAGCUGCAGCGCGAAGCUCAGAUGGAGGGCGAGGUGUUCGGGCAGAUCAAGAAUGUUGAGAAGCUCCUGACGCUUCUCAGCACUCGCAGUUCCGAGCUCAAUGUGCAGGACAAUGAGGAAAUCACCACUCUGUAUCACUCGACCUUGGCUAUCCGGCCGAAGUUGAUCGAACUCAUCGGCAAAUACUCGCAGAAGAAGGAUGAAUUCACGCAGCUGAAUGAAAAGUUCAUCAAAGCCCGCAGAGACUACGAGUCUCUCCUGGAGGCGUCCAUGUCCCACCCUGCACAACCCCAGUAUGGACGACCGGCUCAACCUCCUUACGGGUACCCGGCUCCCGUAGGAUAUCCUCAGGCCCCGCCGGCACAGGCUGAUCCUCAACGAUACUUCAGUCCUCGUCCUCAAGAAGCUCAGCCCGCCCAGUCCACUCCCACCCCUUACUAUGGUGCAGAACAAGCUCACGCGUACCCUCCUCCUACGUCGCAAUCACCCGACCCGCGUGACACACCUCCCGCUGGUGCACCGUACCAGCAACAGCAACGCCAGCCCUCAACCGAGUCUUACCAGCCCACUUACCACCGCCCCGAGUCUACGUACGACAAUCCUCAAGAAUUAGGCACUUCUGUUUACGACUCUCCUGUCGAACAGCGACCUCAUUAUCCCGGACAAUUUCCACCUCCCGCUUCCGCGCAGCCACAUUUCCCGCCCCAGCAGCAGCAGCAGCCAGAAUACCCGCCAUCGUCUUACCCCCCUGAAGACGCCAACCGACCACCAGCUGGUGCCAACGCCGCCCACCAAGCACAACCUCCGUACCCCACCCAUCAGCCAGCUCCGAUGCACCAGCCUCCCCAAGUCCCGGGAACAGCAUCCACACCAACACCCUACCCUUCAUCGACCCCCGGUGGCGCCUCUUACCAAGCGUACAAUCCCUCGCAAACCGACGUGUCCAACCCUGCUUCAUACUAUCGGUGAAAUUUUAUUUUGUUGAAUCGACGAUGGACAGUGGUAAUGAAGGCAUUGAAGGCAUCUUACCUCCUUCCUGGUAUUCGCUUGUUGAUCAGGCCGUUCUCGGGUAGUUGGGAGACUUCUUGUUUCCAGUAGUAUGAGCUUUAGCAAGAGUGUCGAGCUUUUCCUUUUCAUACCACUUGUGUUCUCCAUAGCGUUCUUUUCUUCUCUGUUAUUCUAAUCUGAUUUUCUUCUUGUUUCUCAUUAUCUUGGCUGGUUCGUAGCAGGGGUGGUGGCGAGAGAUGUUUGGUAGCAUGGCACUAGUGAAGGGUUGUUACUGCUUUUUGUGUGUCUGGGCACGGGCUCCCUUCUGUCCUUCUCAUCUACCUUAGCUGUUGCAUCAACAAUACUUCAUCUCCGUCA